GUUGGUUCCUGUUGCUCCUGUAUUUAUGGUCGUGUGGUUCGCUUUUUCAUCCAUAAUAAGUCUAACUUGCAGUUUCCAUUGUUUAUUUUCCAGAAAAAAAUAAGGAUUUUAAUGCAACACGAGUUGAUUCGCAUUGAUGUGCCUAUAUUUCUUUCUUCAUGGUAAUGACGCAUCUGUGACGUUCGCGAUUCAGUCUGAGUCAUAAGCGAACAUGUACUCCGCCCCAAGUGAGGUGGAGUCGGCGAUCCAGUCAGUGCUGAGCUCACUCAACCUACAUUCGCUGAGCACGGAUGAGCUCAAACAGCUUCUUAAUGAAGAUGACAAGCUAAAUGACAAGAUAAAUGAUGCUGGAGCUAUCCAGGCAUUGCGCAACAAGCGUGACUUUGCAGUGGCUGGCAACAAGUCGUUGGCUGAGUACAACCUGUCACGCCAGCCACGUAUCAUGGAGCUCAAGAGCCUUGUGCGUCAGCAGCUAGAGGAAGCCGAGAGCCAGGAGCAGCAGAUCCGAGAGAAACGAGACAAUCUCAAUGUGGUGGACCAGCCACUGGACACGACGCUGGCGCUGCUGCAGACGGCCGCCGCUCAGGCCGAGGAGGAGUCCGAGAACCUGGUGCAAUCGAUGCUCCGUGGCGAAAUGUCCAUCGAUAACUUUCUGGAGCUCUACCUGCCCAAGCGGCAGACGGCCAUCGCGCGUCGCGUCAAAGUGGACAAGCUGAAGGAGCUGCUGCCGUCUGCGGCGUCCUCUGGGGGCGGCGGCGGCGCCAGCGGGCGGUACCGACCGCCGCCGAGCUCGGUGCCCUACCCACCCAGCUCGGUGCCGACGCCAUACCCGGCCAGUCCGGCGGCGCCGUACGGCGGCGGCGUGCCCUACCCGGCCAGCAGCGCUCCCGGCCCAUACCCGGCCGGCCCGGCGUACAUGCCGGCCCCGCCGGCUAUGCCGUACCCGUACGUGCCCGGAGGCAUGCCUCUGCCGCGGUACUGAGCCGCCGUCAGGCAGCUUUGGUGUGGCGGGGGACCGCAUGGAUCGGCUGGAUUUCCUAUUGCGCUAUUUGCAACAUGUGAUCACACUUAUAUUGAGUGACAGCGGCACGCACGCAUGGUGUGGGGCUCCGCCGUCGCACGACUGAUAUCGAUAUUUGCCCGAGUGUUAUACCGAUGAAUGGUAGAUGCAGCAUGUCAAUAUAUGACGGAAACGCCA
This is a messenger RNA of Amphibalanus amphitrite, 1198 nucleotides long. RefSeq names its product vacuolar protein sorting-associated protein 37B-like. Gene Ontology annotation, cellular component: ESCRT I complex. Gene Ontology annotation, biological process: protein targeting to membrane; ubiquitin-dependent protein catabolic process via the multivesicular body sorting pathway; protein targeting to vacuole. The coding region runs from base 212 to 982 and encodes 256 amino acids. The record is from RefSeq and is a predicted model, not a curated record. The transcript is spliced from 6 exons. Lineage: Eukaryota; Metazoa; Arthropoda; Thecostraca; Balanomorpha; Balanidae.